CCUUAAUCUAUUUCAAGUUACUAACAAUACCACCCGCCGCCAUGGCUAUCCCUUCAACCUUCGAUGCAGUGAAAACGCAUCUUGCUAAGGUUCAGGAGGACCCCUCUACGCCCCUCGACACCUCACUCAUCGCCCGGUUGAAGCUCCAGCUCAUCGAUAGGACAGAUCCCGUUGUCCCCGCCACGCUCUUAUCGCAGAUCGCAGUACUUCUACCUGUCCUCCAAGAGGACCCUACACCCCUUACUGCACUUGCUACCGCCGCCUGUGCCUCUUUAAGUUUCACGGAUAUUCGCUCCGUCGAGCCGACAAUCAAUUUGAUCGAUGGCUUCAAGGCUCCGUCGGAACCCAUCAACCUUCUUGCUCUUUCACUACUGGCCAAAGCUGGACAGGCAUCUAGUGAUGCCGCGAUAGUCGCCGAAGACGCGGAACUGGUCGCCGCUCUGGUCGAGCUGUGGCUUUCAACUGCAUCAACGGCAGUUGCGCAAGCUGCACUCGAUGCGCUGUGGGCUCUGCUGGAGGUGGACACAGCCAGUCCUCUUGAACAAGGCGAAUACGACCAUACUAUCGAUGACGGACGGACAGGCCAGGGUCUCAUGUGGAGGAGAGUCUUUACAGACAAGGAUGUUUAUGGCCUGCUAUUUGGGCUAUGCAGUCUGAGAAAUGAUGCGCCAGGAGAUUUGUCCAAGCGUGAGCGGACUGUCGCACAAGGAAGAUUAAUGGGAUUUCUAGUGAAGGCAGGUCACCUACGCUGGGACAUCAUCUCCAAGUCUCAAGUCGCAGAUGUGGAGGCCAAAUAUCAAAGCUCCAGUCUCCUCGAUUUUGCGGCUAGUCGGAUGGUUGACCCGGGCGACGUGCUGAUGCACAUGACCCUCCUGGGCUUCUAUAGGGACUUGCUCGAUAUUGAUGCUCCAGGUCUAGUGGCUCGGGGCUCCGUUCAGUCUGUAUCAACUUUCUCUUCUCCUGCUCUCGACUUCCUCAUUGUGGAAAAGUUGCAUUCAAAAGUGUUGGAGUACUAUCUCGACGAAUCGAGGCUUGAUCCGGUGGAUCUCAUCUAUCUCGCCGGACCUGUCAUGGCUUACUUGUCAAAGUAUGCCGAGUCAUACCCCAACCAUUUUCUUACAAAUCCUUCAACGCUUCUCGACGGUAUCAUCGCGCGCAUUAAUCGGGCUCUUGCGAUUCCCUCCACGCAAUGGGCGCAUGGUGAAGUUCCCACGGGACAUCUGGCCGUCCUGGCCUCUCUGCCUCGGGUCCUGCUCGUCGAAGCUGGAAGGCAUGGUUCCAAUCCCAUGUUGAAUAUCCCUACCAGCCCCCCUAAUGGUCAGGCAUUGGACGUUCUUGGAAAGAUCUUCCAUGGUCCCUCCCGGACCGAGAUGCCCGAUGCGAUGGAUCUGAACACUUCAGGCCAGACCCCAACUGACUGGCACCAUGAAGCCGCUGCUGCCCGCAUACUAUACUUCAUGUAUCUCAACCAUAAUCCUGGAUUUUGGACGGACAUUGUUGCCGCAGCCGACAUCCUAGCAAUGAAGGAUGUUGCUUUGUCUGCCAUUGCUUUCAUGAAUGCUAUCGUCCUGGCCCACUGGCAACCCCUACCUCCGGCGUCGCACGUGGCCAACGUAUCAUCUCGCUUUCAGCUACCGUCUGAAGAAGACUUGGGACAGCUCUCACCUGCUUCAAGCGGUCUACUUCCUUUGUCCGGCCCAUGGGCCGUGCUCACCCCACCUGCUUUGACAACACUCCUGCCCUAUCUUUUCAAACCACCACGAUCGUAUGCCGAGUUUGUGGGAGGCGGUGCUGGCGACUCUCAACAUGCCGUUUGGAAAGUAGCUACGGCGAAACAUGAGGUUCUCGUUGCGUUGCAUAAUCGCCUGCGCGAAAGCGGUGGCCAAAUGGAAGGGUUUGAGGACAUUUUGCGAACCCUAGGACAACGAGUUAGUCAGGGUCCAGUGGGUCCCAUCCAGUCUACUACUGCCCAGGUGGCGGCUGUCAAUUUGUGAUGAAUCCUAUGAAAUUGAAGCAUCAAAAUGGAAAUGAAGCGUAUGAUUUUCUCCCAUCUUGUUGUCUCGGUUGAACACAGCUUUUACAAUAUGUAAUAGAUUACAGUCCUCUUGCUCUUA
This is a messenger RNA of Penicillium brasilianum, 2114 nucleotides long. NCBI's taxonomy places the organism in Eukaryota, Fungi, Ascomycota, Eurotiomycetes, Eurotiales, Aspergillaceae. The record is from the annotation of a GenBank genome assembly.